AGGGACCGGAGCUCCCGCCCGCCGGGCCCGCCCCCGCCGCUAAAGCGACGUGUCCGGGGCAGCGCCGGCCCUGCCCGCGGCUGCCUCCGCCUGCGGGGCUCGGGCAGUGCCUGCCCGCGGCUCCUCGGGCCAGGGCAGGGCCUGGGCCCCUCGCACGCUCCUGCUGACAGACCCUGCCUCGCUCAGAGGACACGCAGCGCUCCCUCCCUGUUGCCCCCACAGCCCUUGCUGCUGUUCCUGGCUUCCCUUGGGUCCCUGCCGCGUUGCCCAGUGGGCCCCAGGCACCUUCUCAGCAGCGGGUGGAGUGGCACAUUGAUAAUUAAUACCAGUCCAUCCAACAAAACAUGAAGACUAAAACCAAAGGAAAGAAACAAAGGCAAACUGUUGACAAAGAAGCAUUUUCUGAGGAGCCAGCAAUGAGAAAAAAGGAACUGGUGAAAUGUUUGCGACGCAAAGAAAGGAGGAGUGGGGGGAACAAGGAGAGCAGCAGGAUCCCCACAGGCAGAGCCAAGCGUGCUUGGAGCAGUAAGGACAGGCUGCUGAGGAGGCUGGAGAGCAACGAGCGCGAGAGGCAGAGGAUGCACAAGCUCAACAACGCCUUCCAGGCCUUGCGCGAGGUGAUCCCGCACGUGAGAGCCGAGAACAAGCUGUCCAAAAUAGAGACUCUCACACUGGCCAAAAACUACAUUAAAUCCUUGACCUCCAUUAUACUCAACAUGUCCAAUGGACACUUUCCAGCAGUAGAAGGGAUGGGGGGAGCCUGGGGAUCCAAACUGUACCAGCAUUAUCAACAGCAGCAUGGGGAGGAUGAGCAUGAGGAAAAUCUACAGAAAUAUUCCACAUAGAUUUAUAACUUUAGCCAAAACACCAACUGCCAGCUACUACCGUCAUUGUUUUUCCUUCUUACAUCAUAAUUCAUGCCAUUACCUAAAGGUUUAAAGAGGUUAUUUUUACCUCCAGUCUCUCAAUUUUUUUUUUUCUUAAAAAGACAAACAGGUAACACUCCUGACUAUAGUUACAUGGCACAUUAAAUAAUUACCUUAAACCUUCAGAAUUUUUCAGAGCAUAGUGAAUGUGUUUAUGCAGUGUGCUAGGGUCUGGAUACCUAUCCUGUAACACUGGAGUUGACUUGAAAAUAGUGAUUUAGUAACUUCAGAAAAUUAUCCUACCUGGAGUAGAGUGACUCGAGCCUUUAAGGUCUGUGUCACCUGAGUUCCUUGGAGUUUGUUGAGAAUCUUGGCUGUAGCUCUGUUUACCACCCUUUCAAUGACUCAUCUGCUGUGCUAAAGAGAAGAUUAAAAUUGAUUACAGCAUUUGACUGACUUGGUGACUGAAGUGGCAUAUAUGGGAAACUGGUCACCAAAUCUUAUUAUUUAUCUUGAUAUUUAACUUCUGUGGAUCUGCCCUUGUAAUCUUGAACAUUGCAAGGCAUAAAAGCAUCUGUUGAUGCAAACAUCUGCAAAGCUUUCUUAGAUUGUAAGCUCUCUAGAGUAAGGACAGUUCUGAUCUGUGUUUCCAGAGCAUCUUGCCUCACGGAGAUUUUCUUUAGUGGAUGUCUGGGUGCCAUUGUAAUACAAAUAAUAAAUAAGGAACAAAUUACUUACUUUUGCCAAGACAAUGAUAAAAAUGCUUUAGUAUAGUCUUAAGUUAGACUAUGCUCUGGCCAGUUUAAAUUACUUGUUAAUGAAGCCUGUGAUGUGAUCAGGUUCUUUCUGGGUUAGUGUUAGAUUCUGAUACUGUAAACAAUAAAUGAAGCAGAAACUCUUGAUAAAGGAAAAUAGGCUCUUUUAUUCCUCUCCUCCUAUCCCCUUCUGUGGUUAGAAGUUUUAUGUCACUGAGGAACUCUAAUUUCCUCUUGUAUUCUCAUACCUGGGGGACCUGAAGCUGGAGUGGCCUCAGUUGGAAGUGCCCCUGGAGCCCGCAUGUCACAGCUCCCCUCCCCACAUGCCCCAUGGAACAGGAGGCUGCUGCUCGGUGCUCUGAUGGCACAGCAAACAUCUGGCACCUCAUCCAUCACUAGCAUUGAUACUGGUUUGUGGCCUGGUCCUUUUCCUGCAGAGGAGGGCUGUCCAAGGAGGAAUGGGGGCUGAGGAAGGAUUUAUCAGGUCCAUCACAAAAGGUUUGUGCAGUUUGGAAUGUGUUUGCAGUUUGCUGUAGACAGCUGAGGGGAUGACAGUGUAAUUCAGAGUGAAAGGCGAGGUUUCCCACACAGGCUGGUAAGGAAUGUAAAUUAUCUUUCUCCAGCACAGCAGUCCAUAGCUAUGAUAUAGAACAAAACAGUUUAUACAUGUGGUUACCUUACUGGAGAAAGCAUUUGGAUCCUGCCUCAACCAGUUGUUGAACUGUUUUCACAUUAAAAUAAAUGUGAUUAAGUCCUCAUACUCAAGGGCUAAUGAAAGGAUUGCAGAGUUAGAGAUUUAACUUGUCAUUACAGUGCUGGAUCUUGCUCCAUUCACCAGCAGCUCUGUGUGGGUAAAUUAGUCCUCACUGUGUUUAUGCACUGAUCACAGUGGGUCAGUUAGUAACACCAAGGCCUUUUCUUCCAGUUAUUCCACUCAGCACCUUCUCAGGUAAGAGAUGUUAUGUUUUUUGGUUAUUUCUCACCCUUUAGGUCAGUGCAAACUGUGGCUCUGUGUCACACAGUAAGUGAUGACCAAGCACGUGUAGAUUAUGGUAGUUUUUUUGUAGGAUUCUUUAUAGGUCAUUAUCUGAGUGUUUCCAGCUAGUAAACAUCCCUGGAAUGCUUCUGUGGGAUAGUUAUAUUUGAACUGCUGUUUGGCUGCAUUGGUGGAAAGUGGGAACCAGCAAGUUUAAAAUCCAGUAUUUUAACAGUGCUAUUGAAGAAUUGCACUUUAAGAAUCAAUUAUGCUGGUAUUGCUCCUAAACAUACAGAGUUUAAUGCUUGGGCAGUGUAUUUUUGACUUUCUGCAACCAGAGGCAUUUCAAAUAUUAAGCCCAAGAUGGCACAUCAUAUCUAGCUAUAAAUACAGCAGCCAAGGAGGCAGGUGAACACUGCCAUCCUUGAGGGACAGUCAGACUCUGGACAGAGGCAUUUUUAUGGACUUACACCUGCUAGUUCCACAGUGUAGCAAAGUACAAAGUGCUAUGUUCUUGGUCAUGUAAAAAGGGAUUUUUUAAGAAGCAUGUUUUUCUGAUAAAUUACUUUUAUUUUUCAAAAUUGGUUCAGUUUAAAGUCACUUUUCCAUGUUUUAACCAGCCACAACAAUGACAUUAUAUUUUUAAAUUAAAUAAUUUUCUAAAUAAUAUUUUAGAAGGCAAAUACUUAGUACUCAAACAUAAACAAUUUAUAAAUUAUAUUUUUUUCACUCUUUUUUUCACUUAAACCCAGCUCUUUACAGUAAAGUAAGUGAAACUUGGCAAUGUAGGGAAAAAUGCAAAGGUACAUUAUAAAGCUUAUUGUAUGCAAUCAGGUUGAUUGUUGGAGAUGUAAACACUGACUAUUAAAAGGAAAAAUCUUGAUACAAUGCAGAGAAAAAUACAAUCCUAAUAAUUAUCUAAAAAUACAUGUAAUAAAGUUAUUUAUUUGGACAAGAUACUGUGCAAGUUAUGCAAAACCUAUUAUGGUAAUUAAUGCAACACAUUAUUUAUGGUUCUCCCACAAUGUAUGUAUAAACCAGAAAUCUCUAAUCACAUACUGGAAAGAUCAAUAGUUUCUUUUUUUUAACAGUAAAGUAUCUUCAAUCUUCAUUCACAUUUGGACUUGGAAACGGUGCUUUCCUUGGCAUUAAAUACCAAAUAUAUUCCUUAUAAACGUGCAAACAUAAGUUUUACUUCUACAAAUACAGUACUGAGACCACAUCAAACUCAUCAUAUAAAAAUAGCUUCAUGUACAGUCACACACAGAGAGAAGAAAUGUAUGUAAACUGUCCAAUUAUGAUAAAUAAGUCAGGGAAAAAAGCUUUUUUUUUUUCAAGAAGAGAAAGUGGUUUCAUGUUGGAAAAAGGGAUGAAUAAAUCACUUACUCAAAAUGAAGAGCAGAGCUUCAUUCUGAAUUGCCAUCAGUGUACACAAGCAAACUCCACUACUGUCAGUAAUGCUGUUUUGCAUUCCUACCACUCUUAAAUUUAAAGACCUUCCCUUAACUUCUACAGUAGGAAAGCAUAAUUUGCAAUGAUCUGGAACACAGCCUCCAGAGUCUGGUGCCUUCCAGCCUCCUUAGGCAGGAUCUGUGUACCUCAGUUGUCCCAGUUUCAGUUCAGCUGCAGACAGAACACGAUUUCCCAGUGCUUGCAGUGACAGUUCAGAGCUGAGCCCCACUGACCAGGACUGGGCUCUCCAGUGGCUCCCCGAAACCAGGGGUUCUGCUGCCUGAUUAACACACCGUGGGCAAAGACAGCAAACAUUGGCCCUUCCUGGUAACUGCAGCCUAAGCAGAGUUGUGCAGAAUUGGAUUUUGCUGAUGGGAGCAGGAACAGCCUGACCCAAGUCCAUCCUGAGACAUGGAGCCCUCCCAUCAGCAGAGCUCU
Molecule: messenger RNA, 4487 nt
Organism: Taeniopygia guttata (zebra finch)
Lineage: Eukaryota; Metazoa; Chordata; Aves; Passeriformes; Estrildidae
Gene: BHLHA15
Product: basic helix-loop-helix family member a15
Biological process (GO): positive regulation of transcription by RNA polymerase II; sensory organ development; axon development
Cellular component (GO): nucleus
Molecular function (GO): protein dimerization activity; E-box binding; DNA-binding transcription factor activity, RNA polymerase II-specific
Source: RefSeq, a predicted model, not a curated record